GCCGGCGGGGGAGGGAGCUUCCCGGGAGCGCUCGCCGUAGCGGCGGGGCGGGUGGGCGCUGCGGCCUGCGAAGAGGAGCCGGCGGAAAGGUGCGCCCACCGCGCGGCCCCGGGCCCGCGCGCGCCCUCGUCGGGGGCCACGCGAGGGGUCUGUGCGCGCCGAGCGGUGCCCGGGUGCCGCCGCAGGGCCGCGGUGGCGUCGGGGACGACCACAUCUGGGCGCAGCGUCUCUCGGGGCAGCCCGCACUCAGAUGGGGGUGGGUAGGUGGGGCCGCAGCCCCGUGGGGGCUCUCGGGUGUGUGCGACGCUUCAGCAGCCGGUCCCCCUCCUGCCCGAUCGCGGGCAGCGCGCGGCCUUCCUCCGCCCCCACUGUCCCUGUGACUGACCUGGGGGUCUUUUCCUCCCCGGGGGGGGGGGGGGGGGGGGACGGUGGCUAAGAUGGUUGAGAACCGCUGGUCUAAGGGAGCCACACGUAAUCUGGUCCCUGGGGCAUUAUGUCUAUGGCUGGGGGAAUUGAAAUGUGUUCCUGAGCGAGCUCUCAGUUAAUCUCUUAGGUUGAAAUCAUUUGGUUUGUAAAAGUAAUAAUAAUAAAACGUUUUUAUCAGUUUUAUGAAGACGUUAUUUUGCGAAGUGCUUUGUAUUGUACUCUGAAGGAGACCGUAUUCGGAACUCAUCCGGUCAGGGUCUGACUUGUUUGUGUCGAGUGCUGGACUGCGAGCUCUCUUUCGUGCGCCUAGGAGAUGGUUUCUCAAAAUUCAUUCAGUUGUGUCAUACAGGAAAAGGAAGCAAGAGUUUCAAUUUUAUUUUGUUUUUUGGUUUUUUGGUUUUUUUUUUUCCAGGUUAGAUCUGAUAGGGGACAUUUUAACUUGCUGCUCUUGGCCUAAUAGUGCUCCGUUUGAAUGUCCUUACUUAGUUGUCUAAACAAACAACCUUAAUGACAGAAACAGCUACAUUGACCCAGCUAUUGACAUGGUUGCCUAAAGGCAGGGCCCUGGCUGGCGCUUCCAAGACUUUAUGUGCAUUGAUUUGCUUCUUUCUUGUUAGAUGUCAAGCGAAGUUUCGGGUUGGAGUAAUCCGUUAAACAGGAGAUGAAAUCAGAAGCCAGGAUUCGAGGGUUCGGGGGAACCUUAUAAUCGAGUGUUCACAACUCUCCUUUCCCCUGUGUCAGUGUUCUCGGACUCAGGGCAGCUCCGGGUGGCACAUGGCCAAACCGAGAGCUACAGGAGCUGCUUCUGGCUGGCCGACUGUGUGGCCGACCUGUGUGUUUGAUACAGAUGGCCUUGUGCCCCCACUGGUCAUCGUGGUUCCUCUUUGUCCACCCGCGCAGGACGCUAAGGGAGAUGUGUGUUCAGGACCCCCACGGCCUGGCCCCUUGGCCCGGUCUAAGCACAGCACCCAGGGGUUGUGUGGUGAGCAGACACUCGGGCUCGCCGAGGCACCGGCUUCUCAGCUGGAAGGCGACCCUUAUUGGGGAGCAUGCCUGUCGGGCCUCUCCCGCGCCUCUGUGACCAGGCUCCUACCUCUGGCCUUCCGACUCACUCUUCCCCUGCCACAGCGGCCUUCUUGCUAGUCUCUUAGGAAAGUCAUCUGCUGUGUCCUCCGGUCUGCCCAGAACACUCACUUCCUCCCCCUCGUGCUCCGAGCGGCCCGGCCCUCCCUGACUGCCCUGCCUAGAAUUUCAACUCGCCACCUCCUGUUUCCUGUCUCCCUUCUUUCCUUAAUUUUUCUUCAGCGCUUAGGUAUUUUAAUGUCCUGUGUAACGGAUUUAUUGUGUCGGUGUUUUACUGCAAGAGCAGGUCCACAGGGAGGCUGUCCCGUGCAAAGAACUGUUGCUGGCACACAGUAUGUGCCCAGGAAAUACUUGUUGAAUGAAUGAUAGUGACGAGCUUAGCAGUUCUGUGCAGCACACCGUCUAUUGCUUGGAAGUCGUUGUGGGUUAGCACUGAGCACAUAGAGGUUCUGGGUUCUGAGGGAAUGCUGGCGAGCCACCUGCCCUUUGGGAGAGGACAGCCAGUCGGUACUGGAGAACCUUUUCUGCAACUUCUAGCUUAAGUUAUUUCAAAAUGGGAAGUAUUUAAAGUCAGAAGAUCUGUAACUGAUAAUAAUGCCUCCAGAAAUUCUGUCUUUGGUUACUCCCCCUCCCCACCCCCCCAAGCCCCGCACAUGCUGGUCUUAAUACUUGGUGACAUCUGUUAGUUAAUUGGGCUGAGAGGUAGUAAUUGUUCCGAGAGCUACUUGAAGUGAGCUGUUCCUGAAGGCCUAAGCCCGGGUCUCGUCUCGUUGUGUGACUGAGAGGAGCAGGCGGAGUCCUGCUUUGUGCUUAAAUGGCUCUGGAGCCCUUCACCUCAGGCCCCUGUUAACUCAGAGUAAGUGCAUUUUUGUGUGUUUCUGAGGAUGGUACUCUUAAUUAAGGUGGUCGUGUCUUGGCCACUUUGUCCUCGAGUCCUCCUGCAGAGGUGGCCCUGUGUGCAGUUGUGAGCUACCCUGCAGUCCUUACUUGUUCCCAGAACUUGAUUUAGGCCUUUUGUCCCAGUUGCUGCAAUGACCACCUACCUGACGCCACCACGCAGAAUCCCCUAACAGGCUACUGGACGGUGCCUGCUUAGAGCCUGAGUAUGAGGUGCACAUGCUGGUCCUGGGGGGUAGUGGGUGCUCACUAGGUGUUGAGUAAAUGACGGAAUUGCAGGGGAGCUAGGCAGUUGUGAUGAGGUGGAGUUUUAUCUAGGAUGGGAGUUUGCUUCCAGCGUCAGAGAACAAAAUGAGUGUGGGACACCCAGCAGAAUCACCCUUGAACAUUCCUUCGCUCUCCUAUGAAGUACUCUGGGCGGGGUUUGGAGUAUACAGUGCUGUCAGCAAACAGCGUCCCGUUUUCCAGUAAAGAGACAGACCCCUGUGUCUUCUGGGGACUGGUAUCCAGCUUGGUGACCAGUCCUUUGCACAAGUGGAGAGGAGGCUCUUAGCUCUAGUGGUGCCCUCGUGAGUGUCUAGAUGCUCUGAAUAGCGGUUGAAACUGCGGUAACCCUAAAACGAGGCUUACUCUUACACUCUGAUUGGUUAGUUAGAUCUGAGCAUUCUCGGGCUGCAGACACCCCUCCUGCGGGUCAGCAGAACCCGUGCUAGACUUUUCCUUCCUGAAAAGGACAAGACCGGGCUCGCGUGAUUAGGGGCCUCCCUAAAAUGGGGGUAAUGGUACCUGCCCUGCCUGCCUGUUUGGGGAGUACGCGGGAUGAUAAGUGGAAGGUGUCUCAUCAACUGCUUCCUAAAUAGAAGUGACCAAGGUGCUGAAAGAUGCUCACAGUCCUGUUUUAUGAAAACGCUAACCCUAAUUUCAGAGAGGGCAGCGCUGUGCCUUUACCAUCCUGACACCAGGGCCAGCCCUCAAAUAAUGACAUCCCCUGAAGAAGAUUAGCAGCGAGUCCGUCAUCGGUAGCUUGGGAAGAUUUAAGGAUUAGAUCGGCAAACGGCCUUUGGUUCGCACUCUGUCGUUGCUUGGUGUUUGCGCUAGUUUUGUUGAAUGCCUUGUACGCUUGCCAGCGAGCGUCCUUAGAGCUGAGACCGCAGAGAUGGGGUCCAGCACCUCACUCUCUAAAGAGAGAAGUGUCUGAUGGCACCAGGUGUGGGAUGUCCCUGAAAAUGCCAUCUUAAUCAGUGUUCUUUUUAAGGACUGAUCCGUAUAUACUAAAAGUUCACUUCGUUCGAAAACUAUUCUGCGUUGUUCAUGUAUCUUACAUAAAUGGUUUUAUUAUUUUUUAUUUCAAACGUUUAUUUAUUUUUGAGAGAGAGAGUGAGAGUGUGCUCGAGCAUGGGGGUGCCGAGAGAGAGGGAGACACAGUCCCAAGCAGGCUCCGUGAGGUGGGGCUGAAACUCUUGAAGCGGGGCUCGAACCCAUGAGCUGUGAGACCAUGACCUGAGCCGAAACCGAGAGUCAGAAGCUCAACGGACUGAGCCAUCCAGAUUAGCCUACCAUGGCAGACCAGAGACAGCGCUCACUCUCUACCUCUGGGGAAUCACUCUACCAUGUUCUGGGGCUGGACAAGAAUGCAACCUCAGAUGACAUUAAAAAGUCCUAUCGAAAACUUGCCUUGAAAUACCACCCUGACAAGAACCCCGAUAACCCGGAGGCGGCAGACAAGUUCAAGGAGAUCAACAACGCCCACGCCAUCCUGACGGACGCCACAAAAAGAAACAUCUACGACAAGUACGGGUCGCUGGGGCUCUACGUGGCCGAGCAGUUUGGAGAGGAGAACGUGAACACCUACUUUGUGCUCUCCAGCUGGUGGGCCAAGGCGCUGUUUGUCGUGUGCGGCCUCCUCACCUGCUGCUACUGCUGCUGCUGCCUCUGCUGCUGCUUCAACUGCUGCUGCGGGAGGUGCAAGCCCAGGGCGCCCGCGGGCGAGGACGCCGGCUUCUACGUGUCCCCCGAGGACCUGGAGGCACAGCUGCAGUCGGACGAGCGGGAGGCCGCAGACACGCCGAUUGUCAUCCAGCCAGCGUCCGCCACAGAGACCACCCAGCUCACGGCCGACUCCCACCCCAGCUACCACACCGACGGGUUCAACUAAGUUCCGGAGCCGCUGUGAUAGAGGAUAGCCCAGCACCCGGCCACUUCACCCUUAGAAUCAUGAACUGUAGCCGCAGAGAUGGGGAGGGGGCUGCCCUGGCCACGGAGGAGGAGCAGCCGCCAGCCCGCCGGGGCCCUUCCCACCUCUGUGCCCGCCCGCCCGCCCGUCGCCCCCCAACACGUGAAGUGCGUCGCAUGCAGUAUUUAAAGCAGUGUAGCUACGGUCCUCUUCUGUUCUCUCCUUUUUUAAUAGCAUGUCUGGGGCCA
Panthera uncia (snow leopard) is the source of this 4827-nucleotide messenger RNA. RefSeq names its product DnaJ heat shock protein family (Hsp40) member C5 (gene DNAJC5). Gene Ontology annotation, biological process: regulation of synaptic vesicle cycle. NCBI's taxonomy places the organism in Eukaryota, Metazoa, Chordata, Mammalia, Carnivora, Felidae. The record is from RefSeq and is a predicted model, not a curated record. The coding region runs from base 3965 to 4561 and encodes 198 amino acids. Gene Ontology annotation, cellular component: intracellular membrane-bounded organelle; membrane; presynapse. The transcript is spliced from 5 exons.